GUGGGUCCUUCGUUGGUGACGUCAGCGCUGAUUUGGAAGAUGGAGCUUAAAGUUGAGCGUAGCAGGCCUGUAUUUGAAGUUAAUUUUUAACUAUUUUAAGUAUAAAUGUACAGUACGUCUUAUAAACCCCAAAUGGAACAAAAUGUUCAUACACCAAGUUGAAAGGUCAUAAGGCAGCACCCCCGGCAGCCAUCAUGCCUCAUAAGAGCCAAAAAAGUGGCCAGACUGCCCAUUACAUCGAGUUAGGGGGCUACCAGUACUGGCCUGUGCUGGUGCCCCGCGGGAUACGCCUGUACACUUACGAACAAAUCCCUGGGUAUCUGCGUGAGAACCCCUACAUCACAGAUGGAUACAGAGCCUACCUGCCCUCCAGGCUCUGCAUCAAAAGCUUGUUCAUCCUUUCCAACGAGACGGUGAACAUCUGGACUCACCUGCUUGGUUUCCUGCUCUUCUUCUUCCUGGCUGUGUAUCACAUGGCCCAAGUUCUGCCCCAGCUAGGAGUCUCCCGUGAGGAUUACGUCAUCUACUCCAUAGGACUCUUUUGCUUCCAGUUGUGUCUGCUCUGCUCGGCGGGCUACCACGUGUUCUGCUGCCAUCGCUCAGAGAAGACCAGCCGGCGCUGGAUGGCGCUGGACUACGCUGGCGUGUCAGUGGGCAUCCUUGGCUGCUAUGUGCCUGCCGUCUUUUAUGCCUUUUACUGCAAUAAUUACUGGCGUCAGGUGUACCUGGUGACUGUGCUGGCGAUGAUCCUGGCUGUGUUCCUGGCUCACAUCCACCCAAACUUCCUGAGCAAGCAGUGGCGUCGUCCCCGCUUGUUGGCCUUCUGUGCGCUAGCGUCGUGCGGACUAGUGCCCGUUGUUCACUGGGUCUACGACGCUGGUGGAUUCUCCUCAGAACUCGUGCAAGCAUUCGUUCCCCGCGUGCUUGUCAUGUAUUUGAUGGCGGCGUUGGCGCUGCUCUUCUACAUCUCUAAAGUGCCCGAAAGAUACUUCCCAGGCCAGCUGAACUACGUGGGCUCGAGCCACCAGCUGUGGCACGUGUUGCUGCUUCUCAUGUUCUACUGGUGGCAUCAGUCAUCUUGCUUCAUCAUGGCAUACAGACACAGCCGGCCAUGCCCCGGCGACCUCGUUGACACCAACGUACACUCCUAGCUACCCCCAAGAAGACUACACUACAAUCACGCUCUGUCCCCCCCUCCAGAAUGCGAUGCUGUUGCCGAGGGCUCUGGUUCGGGCCAGGAGACGAAAGCCAUUUCGUCAUCUGAGCCUAUCAGCACGUCGCGCUCUGCAACUUCUAUGUAUGGUGAUUGAGGACACCAACUCAAAAAUUGUUGCUGCUGUUUAUACAUGACUAUGAUGCUAGCAAGUUAGCAUUUUUCUGUGUUUGCUUUUAAAUUGUGGAAGCCAAUUCUGAACGUCUUGCCAGCAACAACAAAAAAGAAAAGACUGAAGUAGCGAGGCGCUAACACUGGACUAAGUUAAUGGAAACAGCAAAGCACGACAUUGAAUGAUAGCAUUUUGUUAGUAUUAUUUUUGUAAGCUUAGGAACUAGCUGGAGGUUCGAUGUUUAUGUUAGAAAGUGUAGGAUCGCUUUAGAGGUCUGUUUAUGUGAAAAAGAAGCCCAGUGCUAAAUCUGGGAAAUUUGCAACUAAUGGCUUUAGGACGACCCCCACCACCACCACCACCAAAAAAGGUUAAAUUGAGACUAUCCCAUUGUAGUCUAAACCAAACUAUGGUAAACUAUUAUAGCACUGAGUGGAGGUAGUCCAUAAAUGAGCAAGGCUCAUGCUGAUAUGUUUUGAAUAGAUUAUUCUACUUCUUACUGAUACAAUACAGUAUUUGGUUCAAUUUUACAUAGAUGGUCCAGGUGAUCACCAUUCAGUGUAAAUUUGAUUGGACUGAGUUUGUGAAAAUGUGGCCCAUCACUAGACGAUACUGCUGGACUACAGACUUGCCUCGAUUCCAAUAGGAAACUAAAUACUCUAAGAGCCUAUCUCCUCCAAAUGUAGCGUACUCUGUUCUAGUAACAGUAGUAUUAAGCCCCUUUCAGUUUUAUAUCCCACUAAAUUCCAGUGUCAUGGCUUUCAGACAUGGGGAAAUGUACUGGGAAUUUCCCAGGGUUGGACACAUUCAGACUUGUCGCUUGUUGGCGACUCUAUGUGGGGGUCAGGACUUUAUAACCCGGACAUUACGGCAUUUUUAGUCUCCAUUGGCAAUAAAAUAAACCACACAUUUCCAAAGAUGGAAGCAUCAAGUUGAUGCAAGUCAAGCAACCCAAUAAGAUGUUCCUCUGGCAAAGAUAGAAUUAUCACAGACAAAUUUUCCACAUUGCAACUGUCCCUGGUCCCAUCACUUUUGAGGAAUCAUGGUUAGUUUCUUUUCUUUCGCUUAGUAAAAUGCUUAAAUUUAGCGGGUCGUCUCGUCUGAUCUGAGAUCGGAGCCAAGAGGGAGCGGCUGCCAUGGCUCCAAGAUCCAGUAGCAAUUCAAAUUUGCUAUGUUUUCAGUUGAAUUUUUCUAUCUUUCCAGUUUGCCAUGUUGAUAUUUGUUCACCACUUUUCGUCUUACUGCGAAGAAAGAGGAAAUGACAAUCGGCCCACCAUGAUAUUAAUCACAAUAUUAUCGUCAGCCCUUGCACUGUGACCCGGGAAUUAAACAGCGGCUUUCACACAUGCCGCAUCCCGGGUAAAUCCCGGACAUUAUACUAGGACGCGACCCGGUGUUCUGCCAAAAUAUCUACACCGGCGAAACAUCUACCAAUGGCAAAUUUGACACCCUAAGUACUACCGUGCGCUUUCAGCUUGUUUUGUUUAGAUGCAUACAGGAAGAACGUACUAAAAAAUGCCUCAAGAAAAUACCUAAACAUAAUACAGGUAGUCCCCAGGUUACGGCGUACUUGCUUACAUGAUUUCGACUUUACGACGCCAGAGUCUCGUCCUCAUUUUGUCUCACUUUUUUUGUCGCGUAAACAGUCCCUUAUUACUUUAUUAAUAUUGACUGGUUCUGUCCUCACUGAACGUGAAGUUAUUAGCUUGACGGACCGCAAACAAGGCAGUUGUUGUGGUUUUUGAAGCUUAAAGCUGUACACAAAUAUGCACACUAAUGUUCAAAACAACACGCAUUUUUACAAUUAAACACUUGACACAAAACAAUUGAUGUUCAAACGUCCAUCUAGUCUGAUCAAUUUAUAAAUUUUGAUUAAAUUAGCCUAAUUUGCCUAACAAAAGUCCGUUAGCUUAAAUGCUUUGAAUGCUGACGUAUUUACAAUUCUCACAGCAAAUCGACCACACAAACUGUUGCUCAAAACUUAAUUACAAAUGCAUACACAGAUAUUAGCUGAAACAAUUUACAGCAUUAUUGAGCGCAGCUGUGCUUUAUCCAUGUCAGAUGAAUCUGCAAGGCGACUGUCCAGUUAGACCCAACGCUGCCACCAGAGCGCAGUGUAUCCUCCCUCAUUAAACAAAAUACAAUCCUUUUGGACUUUUUGGAAAGUAGAGUGAGCCCUCAAUACUUCGCUCCUUCAGUCCAUCGCUGAUUUUUUUUCAAUUAAAAAUUAAAUAUAAAUACAGAUGAGCGGUCCCGAUCUGAUCACGUAGUCUGGUCAGGCAGUGCAAUGGAGUUGCUUAUUAAAGUUAAUAAUGAUUGACAGACAUGAAGGUUGGAUCUUGCCAGAGAUGUUUCGAAGCAGAACUUCAAAGCACCGCAUGCGUAAAUCAUCGCUUAACUUGUUAAACAGUUUCUGUGGCAACUCAUUGUGUGUAAGUGAGCAGGUUGAGCGGAUUUGAGUUGACUCACUCAAUGAAGCAUGUAACAAAGACAAGCCUUUUUUCUACUUUAUUCUUCUUUGAAAAUAAUUUGGUGGGACAGUAACAUGUUAAAACUUGUAUUUAUUACAUUUGAAGUGCUUAAAAACCAUGUAUUUAAAAUAUAUACAAGUUGUUGUUUUUUAUUUUCAAUUAUAGGUUGGGGAAAAAAAGUGAAAAAACGGGUCUUAUAUGUUUUCCAAUGCUAAAUCAGAGUAAAUAAAUUGGAACACAAAAAAAAAAUUGAGGGGGGUGGGGCGCUACUUUGCGGUUUUUCACUUACAGUAUCGCGGCUGGUUCUGGUCCCCAUUAACCGUGAAAAAUGAGGGAUUACUUUCAUUUUGAGAGUCAGGUACUGAAAGGGUUCAUUCCGAUUUACGCGGAAAUCAGAGUUACAUCGCCAGGGUAGGAAUAGAACUCGUUCGUUACCCGGCAAUGACCUGUAUUAUCAAAUGAGUGUGGUUUAAAUACACUAUACAGUGGAAUUUCUCACAUUUAUGCAUAAAAUCAACAUCAAAUGUAAUCUUUGUCAAAAUCACACAGAUGAAAAAAUUGUCUGCUUUAACUGUUUUUUUUAGACUCGUGGCUUCCUCCGAGGAGUUCUCCCAUUAACACCAUUCUUGGCCAUAGUUUUACAUAUAGUUGAUGUGUGCACAGAGAUAUUGGAAUGUGCCAGUGAUUUCUGUAAGUCUUUAGCAGACACUCUUGGGGUUUUUUUUUUUUUUUUUUUAACCUCUCUGAAUAUUCUGCGCUAAACUCUUGGCAUCAUCUUUGGUGGAUGGCCCCUCCUUGGGAGAAAAGCAACCGUGCUAAACUCUCUCCAUUUGUAGACAACUUCUCUGACUGUCGAUUGAUGAAUAUCCUGACUUUUUCUCUAUCCUUCUCUAUCCUUUCCCAGCCUUAUACAAUUCAACAAUCCUUGAUCACAGUCUUCAGACAGCUCUUUUGACCGAGCCAUGACGCACAUCAGACAAUGCUUCUUAUUAAGACAUUUCUUACCAGGUGUGUGUUUUGUAGUGGGCAGGGCAGCUUUAAACCACUCAUCAGUGAUUGGUCACACACCUGAAUUAAAAUCUUUGAUAAAAAUUGGUUUCAAUUGCUCCUUAAGUCUCCUUAGGCAGUGUGGGGGACACAAAAUAUGAAAUGUGAUGGUUCACUUAUUUUUCCCCCUUCUGUCAUUGUUUGCAUGCUAUAAUUAAGAUAUGAAAACCUAUAAAUGUUUAGACGGUUUUAGUAAAGGCAGACACUGUAUUUUCAUCUGUGUGAUUUAGACAAAGAUCAGAUCACAUUUGAUGGUGAUUUAAUGCAGAAAUGUGAGAAAUUCCAAAAGGUUCAGAUACUUUUUCAUAUCACUGUAUAUACACUAUUUAUCAAUGUUGUCAACAGAUAAACCCUCUGCUUAAAAGCUAUCACAGGAUAACAUGCCCAAAUUAUUUUGAGGCAAUGGAAAGGUAAAAAACUCAAAACGAAAAUAAUAAGUACUCGCUGCUUUUAACUGCUGUGUGCAUACGUGCUCAAGCGCACUGGGCAUUGGUAGCAUGUUUCGCAGUGUAGAAUAUUUUGGCAGAACACCGGUUAAUGUCCGUGUCAGUCGACCUGGGAAAUUGCUUUCAGACAUAAGGGCUACCUUCCAGAUUUAACCGGAGCUCAGUGUAUGUCUGAAAGGGGCUUUACUCUACCAGACCAUCAUAUACAAGCCAAAACAAACUGAUCCAUUGUUACACUACAAUAUUUAGUCCUGGAAUAUGUAAGCCCCUACCAAUUCUGACGGAAAUAUUACAGUUCUAUACUAAUGUAUGUUACGUUUCCAGUUCAACUAGGGCCACGUGCAAUGUUCCUGGUUUGUGUAUUUAUGGAAACCACUUUGCAUUGUGCGUGCUACAUUGUUUUCGUAAGAGCAAGAACAUGUAAAAACAAAACCAUGUAGAUUUUUUGUAUUAAAUUAUUCUUGUAAUUCCAAAUAAAAGAACGAGUUGUGAGAGCAAAGAAAAGGUUUUCUCCAUGUCACAUUUCUCAAAUAAUGUAUUUGAACUCAAGCAUUUUCCAAACAAUCAGGAUAAAAACAUUGAUCUCAAACUAUUGGAUUGUGUUUUACAAUCAGAAGAUAGCACUUGUGAGAAAAAGCGGUUGCAAAAACGCCAAUGGGAAAAAAAUUCACAGAGCUACUGUGAGGAACAAAACAAUCCCUUCGGGUCCACGGUGACAUGCAUAGAAAGAGAAGGGUUAAAAAUAGCUUAAGAACGAAUCAAAUGUGUUUUAUUUUUCUUCCCGAGGUACUGUGCAGCUGCAAAGGCGCUCCCAUAUAGUAACUGCUAGUAAGGCUUUGCGGUGCGAAAUAGUGGUACCUUGCCUUACAAGUUAGUGGGUUUUAAUUGGUCAAUAAAUGGUAGCUCUUAUCGCCCACGUGUAAUAAGGCAUUACAGUACCUUGAUUGAUCAAUUCGUCCCUACUUGCGGUAAUUGCUUGCCCAUUACACAAAUUUUGACUAGUAACACAAAGCAAAACAAAAAAAAUGGCAACGCAAAUGCUCGUUAAUAGCAAACCUUGAAGGUUCAGGCCAUCAUAAGUCAAGGUACCACUUUUUUUUUUUUUUUAAACAUACACAGCAGAGCAGUCACAUAAUAGAAAUCACAGUUUGGAGAGGGUUGCUUUUGCAGCAUAAAACAGCUAAAAUGAUAUGCAGUCCUUCCACAGAAUACAAGGGGUAUUGGCAGGUCCGCCUCACCGCGAAAAACAAAAAAGGAGGCGCUCCGGAAGACUUUCCUCACAAGAGUGAUUUUUUUUUCAGCCUCCCAAGAAGCACUCUGAAAUCUGGGGUCUUACAUUUUCUCCCAUGAAGAUGCGUCCAGGAUAACCUCCUAGUGAACAGUCCCAAGUCUAUUUUAGUUUCAGCGAGACUGGGAGAAACAGGUCCAAAAGAAUCUUGUACCUCCAGAAAGUUGUCUUGCCUUCCUUGUGCCUCCAUGGAUUAGCAGUUCUGAAAUCUAGCCGGGCUUUUUUUUUUUUCUGUAAAGAGCUACCUUGUGGGUCCCAUGACUUCUCUAUUCUCAGUGUCCUGCAUACCUUCAUUAAAAAAAAAAAAACUUGCUACACUUGUAUACCAUGCUCAUAAAGUUGGAGUGCUAAAACUGGUCACUUAAAGCGGAAGUUCAGAAUUUUUGACAUUAGGCUGAAUCUUUGAGUUAGCUGGGGUUUAAUUAGUCGCUGCAGUUUGUUAUUCGUUUAAGGGCUCCGGCAUGGCUAAACUAGCGCGAGUCAAUUGUCCUGUCUUAGCAUGCCAAUAAAAAAAACAAUAUUAACACAGUGUUUUGUAUGAAUGAUAGUUCAUGAACACAUUGAUAUUUUGGGCGAACGUGAAUUGAACCCAUCAUAUUUCUCUCAUGAACAUUACUGUGAACUGAUUCUAGCGGUUGUGAGCGCCGUUCAUGAGUUCAGAAUUAGAGCCUUUCUGACAAAACUGCAGAUAAAGCCAUAGGUUAAAAACGCACUAUAAAAAAAAAAAACCUUACUCACAAAAAACUAUCCAACCUGGCAACCCAAGGUACCUGUCACGUCUGUGUUGGUGUAGCAAAUACAGCAGAUUUUGCUCCUGAAGCUUUUACAUGGCGAAUAAGCAUUCUUUUACAUUCAGUUGGACCAUCAAUAUUAUCCAAAGGUGCUAAAUAAACAAGUUACAUAAUGUACAACAUGAAGACGACGUAAACAAAUGCUUAACGACAUGAAGACGUUAACAGCGAGAGAGCGGUGUGCAGUCGAGUUGAGUACAGGAUGGUAGGAUGUGUGUGAGGAAAACUUUCCUUCGUGUGCGUCCACGACCAAACAUAAGAACAUAUUACUCUCUUUGUAGAAAGUUUUUGGUGUUUACUUAGGUUCCAAACGGCCACGAAUGCAGCGAUUCCAAACUCGUGUGUACAGCCACAAAGUUUGACAGAAUACCAGCCCAGUACCAACAUUUAAGUGAGUUUUACGAACUGGUCAGUACCAACGCGGUCUUGAAAUUGAAUAUGAAGAUGAAUCUGACACUUUCAGUGCUAAGGUGGACAAAAUAAUUGUGAGUCUUUAUCGACUCUGGGGGGAAGAACUAGAAAAGUUAUUUUUGUUUUAACCAUAAACUUCAGUUCAAAAUUUUGGAUUACGAACUAUGACCAAAACAGUUCAUUUUAAAAUUUGUGAACUGCAAUUAGAACUAGUUCGUGUAGAAAAUUCACUUCCCGAACACUGUUAACAGAUCUAACAUAGUCAAAUGAAUUCAAAAUGCAGAUUAUUGUUCAAAACACCUAUGCGGCCAAAACAAUGUCCCACCAAAUUGCCAGAAUUUAUUCAUUCAUUUUAGAUGCGUAAUGCAACCACAAUAGAGAGGAGUUAUUCGGCCACUCGUGCUCAUGCUGCAUUCGAGGAAGGCGGGAAGUCAGACUUAUCCGACUCGGAUUGUCACAGUUUCUACCUCAAAGUGUUCCGAGUGAAUGUAAACCGCAAGAUGGCUGCACAAGCGACCUAUUGUUUUUUAUUAUGGCCAUCAAAGAACAUUUUGUCCUCCAGCAAACCUGCCUUCUCGUAAGCGAUCGAAUACUGUAGGGGAGGAAAAACGAGUAAAUAGCACACACAGUAAAUUGCCUGUUUUAGUUUUACUACUGACGGUGUAAUUUUUGACUGGCAGCGCUAUUUUGUCGAGUGACGUCGGAUUGAAGCAACUCGUGAAGUCGGGGUACGACUUGGCGACCGGGGCCUCCCAGUUCUAGUGGCGUUACAAAGAUAUUUUUCCUGGUCGGAGGUUGGAAAACUCUGACUUUGCACAUUCACUGAAUGCAGCAUCAGUCCACCGAGUCUUGACUAAAAAAUGUCAACAUGGGGAAAUGGGCAGAUGAAAGUUUAUAAAAAUUUCCUUUGAAAAACGAGGAACAAUAUAAACUGUGGUUACUUGCUGGAAAAAAUAUCCCUCAGCUCUGCAGCUUGUUCCCUGCAAAGCUGCUGGAUUACAAAUUUUGCCGUUCAUACUACAGUUAUUGACACACUAUGGUUAGUUUUAAUAACUUUAUCCUGAAAACAUAGCCAACACUAUUGAUUGCAUGGGUCAUCGGUAAUUUUCAUGCGUGCAUAUGUUGUUUUUUAUUGCCAUGCUAGGACAAGAUCAUUCACUCGCACUAGCUUAGCUACUUUGCAUUGAAACUAACAAACUGCACUGCAUUAAACCCUCGCUAACUCAAAGAUUAAGCCUCAUGUCAAAAAUUCUGAACUUCCCCUUUAGAGCAAUACCAGUGGAACAGUCGCACAUUAGAAAUCACAGUUGGUGGGUUGCUCAUGUUUCACAAGUACACAAAAAGGCAUUAGCCUCAAAAACUUUAGUGGUUUUAUCGUGUCACCCAGAAUUUGGGAAUUAAAAUAAAUGACUGAAACAGUCAAGCAUCAUAAAUCACAGUUAGAGGUUCAAUAAGAUUGUGUAGGCAAAGACACUUCCCCGAAAACUUCCGACUGGCGGCGCUUUGGGUAUGCACCAUGCAAGGCCUUUGCCUGAGUAGAUCCAAAACAAUCUUGUCCCUUCAAAAUUUGGACAACUGUCUAACUGCCUCAGACUUUUGCAUACUAAAUAAAAACGGAACGGUCGCUCAGACUGGUACUCAUGGACAGAAGUGGGUAGAUUGGUCAAAAAUGUUACUCAAGAGUAGUGCUGCAACGAUGAAUCAAUUAACUCGAGUAAUUCGAUUAGAAAAAUGAUUCGAAUUAAAUUUUGCUGCUUCGAUUAUUUCAUUAAAGUGGCGCUGUAAGGGUUUGUUUUGAACGUGUUUGCAUUUAGUUUUAUUGAUUUGGAGGGGAUACACUGCCCUCAAGUGGCGACAGUGAAUAUGCCAUAAGUCAUUUCACAUGGCUGAAUCCAGCUGUUCCUUGUUAAGACCAACAUAAGCUAAGUUUUUGUUUGAGUUAGUUUUUAAUGGGUUCCUAAUAAAGUUUAUAGGUAUAAUGAGCUGUUUUUUGUGGGAAUGUGUUUGACCGAUUUGUUGAGUCAUUAAAAAACGUUAGAGUUAUAUAGCAUUCAAGCGAGUGGACUUUUGCUAUGCAAGUUAGCCAAUUGUUCUUUUGUUGUAUUUAGAUCAUUUAUUUUUAUACCGUUAUUAUACCGUUUGAGGGUCAGCUCAGGUAUUUUAAUUUUUUGUUCUUUAUCCAAUUACUUGAGCUAGUUUAUCGAUUAAUCGACGACUAAAAUAAUCGAUAGCUGCAGCCCUACUCGAGUAGCGCUACUUCAAAAUAUUACUCAAGUAUUCGAUGAUGCUAAUCAGUGUCUUAAGUGUCUGUCUGUAUUGUGUUUUGAGGACAAGCAUAUUAGCUAUUGAGUUAUUGUUACAUAGUAAACUUAUAUCUUUUUAUGAAGAAACCACACAUACAUAAACCCAUUCGUCUAACAGCUUUCUACACAAACUCCCAUUCAAACUGUAAAUUGGCAUACAAGAGAGAAUGCUUUAAAAUUGGAUGAGUCGUUGACACAAUUUAUAUCAGCGCACAAAAUAAAAAUGUUAAUCAGCAGCACUUUUUUUUUAUUUGAAUGGACUUUUGUUUUAUUUGUGCAUGGAGAAAUUCGGUUUAUGUUUUAUACUCAAAAACUUUGACAAGUUAAUGUACUUAAACUAGCAUGUCAAAAUGUACCCUGAUCUUAGCUGCCAAUUCGUUUUAGUGAUUUUACUUAGAACUGAACUGUGAUUUUUAGCUGAUUUUUAUGUGUUUGAUUUUGUGUUUUUAAAUUUGAUAUUGCAUGGUUUUAGUGGACUGAUUGAUUGUUGGCACCUGAGCCUGAUUUGGACUGAUUGAGAAACCACCCAGUGCGCGUCUUUGGCAAAAAUAAAGUCUAAUGGAGAAAAAAAUAGAAAAAGGAACGAUUCUAGCAUAGCCCAAACUAGCAGAGUAAGAGUAGCGUUUCGAACUCUAAAACUAUUCUUAGUAGUACAUUUUCUCAAGAGAUACUCAAGUAAAUGUAACGCUUUAUUACCCACCUCUGCUCAUGAAACGGUCAUAUGUUUGAAAAAGGUUAAGUUUGCCAACUUUAUCUUGUGCCACCUUGGUUGCCCUGUCCUCUAGUACAAUCACCCAAAGAAGAGUUGUACACAGUUCGUCAGAUUUAAGAACACUUUGAGCUUAACAUGGGGCACCGCCCCAAAAAGUCACCCAGGACUUCUACUUUUUCUAACAAAGGAAACCGCCUCAAAUCACCUCUGGUUUUAAUAAUUUGUAAGUACCCCGCCCUCUGAGACUUGGACUUGCUGGUCUUGCUUCAAACAGACUGAGGGCUGCAUUGCUGCUUGCCAAAUCAAAACAUCCCAUUGUGAGUGGUUACACAUGAAGAAUCAUUUUUGCUAGGUUGUGAAUGUAAGCGCAGCAGAGGGCACAAAAUCUUAGUGGUUUUAGAGCAGUGGUUUUUAACCUGGGUUCAAUUGAACCCCAGGGGUUCAGUGAUUAUGUGAAGAUAUACAAGGCCCUAAGGCGCUGACAAAAUUUUAGACUAGGUUUCGGACUGUUUUCCCCCUCAAUUUACAGGCUUUAUUCCAUUUUUUAUCAACUGCUAGCCCUCUAAUAAAUGGGGAAACUACCCUAAUUUUCGCACUAUAAGGCGCACCUGACUAUAAGCCGCAGCCCACCAAAUUUGGCACGAAAAAGGCAUUUGUUCAUAGAUAAGCCGCACUGGACUAUAAGCCGCAGCUGUCCUCACUGUAUCAUGGGAUAUUUACACCAAAAAAUAUUAACCGGUACAACCUUAUUUGUCAUAAGACCAAAUGAACCAUCAUUAAACUUUGAACCAAUUACUGCAAAGCUUUAUUGCUUCAAGAAGCUUCAUUUGGCCAUCACUGCUCCCUUGGGGGAGACAGUCAACCUCUGCUGCCACCUGCUGUUGACUGUUAUCCAACAUGCCUCUUAGCAUGCAUUGCAGUGCUACAGAUGUAAAUAACAAUCAAAAAUCAUGUUCUGUGCUAAAUAUUUCUUCAGUUACUGUUCCAAUUGUUUCAUCAAUUACUAGUUAUGGUAUUUGCUAACACUUAAUUUGACAGUGGUGCCAUAAGACUGUCAUUACACAAUCAUAAUUAUGACAUGUCUCUGUCCUGAGCCUUCAUGAAUGCUUAUAAAAGUGUCAUUAAGUGUUAUCCCGCAAAUGAUCUCACUUUUGAAUGGAUGCAAAAGAUCCAAAAUGGACAAAAAUUUAGUGACAUAAUUUGCCAAAUGACACUUAAUGACAUAAGCAUUCAGUAAUGUCCAUGAUAGUGUCAUGUCAUAACUUUGAUUAUCUUAUGACAGUCUUAUGACACUGCUGUCAAAUAAAGUGUUACCUAAAAAAAUCAACAAAUAAGCCGCACUGGACUAUAAGCCAAAGGUAUCAAAAUGAAGGAAAAAAGUAGCGGCUUAUAGUCCGAAAAUUACGGUAGUUUGCUCGGUGGAAGGUUGACCUACGUGGACUGUGCAGAUAAUAAAACAUUUGCAUCAUUUUCCGCCCAAAAAAAAAAAAAAAAGUAUGUGAUGCAAGUAUGCGACAGUAAAAUGAGAAUCUAGACAUGAAAAUUGAAAAAAAAAAAAAAAAAAAAGUCAAACGAGUUUCAUUUUCCAAAGUGAAAACAGCGAAAGGCUAAAUGAUUUGUAGUAAAUUUGAAUGGAAAUCCACUUACUGUAGAUAUUAGCUUGCGAGCUUAG
This is a messenger RNA of Corythoichthys intestinalis (scribbled pipefish), 12463 nucleotides long. It is a transcript of the gene paqr3a, whose product is annotated as progestin and adipoQ receptor family member IIIa. The transcript is spliced from 8 exons. Bases 195 to 1151 code for a protein of 318 amino acids. Lineage: Eukaryota; Metazoa; Chordata; Actinopteri; Syngnathiformes; Syngnathidae. Gene Ontology annotation, molecular function: signaling receptor activity. The record is from RefSeq and is a predicted model, not a curated record. Gene Ontology annotation, cellular component: membrane.